AUGGAUUUCAACCUCAUGGAUGAACUCUUGUAUGACGGGUUCUGGUUGGAGACUACUGAUGGAUCCAAUAUUUGGCAGCCAAUUCCAUCAGCUUCCACCUCCUUAAAUUCUCCUCUAUAUUGCUUUCCUAGUUCAGAUUCUAGGAUGGACUAUUUAGAUCCAAAUCCGCAUCAGAAAGGCAAUGAAGAAACAGAAAGAUCAAUUUUUGAUGACACCGUACCUCUUGGAUAUUCCCAUGAGGAUCAUUUCGUUGAAAGCCAAAUGCAAAAUCAAGAAACCACAGCAUCUUCAGGUCAAUCUAAAAGAUUUCUAGUUGAAGGCACUGAAAGCAACAGAAGAUUGUGGAUUGCACCAAGUAAAAAUCCUAGACCACGUAUCUCAGUUAAAAAGAGAUUAAUGCAGGCAAUUGAGUAUCUAAAAGAAACCACUAGAGAUAGAGAUGUCCUUAUUCAGAUAUGGGUGCCUAUAAAGAGAGGAGGCAGACAUGUCCUUACCACUAACAAUCAACCAUUUUCCCUCAAUCCAAACUGCAAGAGUCUUGCAGAUUAUAGAGAUGUUUCCAGGAGCUAUCAGUUUUCGGCUGAGGAAGACUCGAAGGAGUUUGUUGGGUUGCCUGGCCGAGUUUUCUUGAAGAAGUUGCCUGAGUGGACUCCUGAUGUUCGCUUCUUCAAAAGAGAGGAGUACCCACGUAUUAAGCAUGCCCAACAGUACAAUGUUAGUGGAUCUCUGGCAGUUCCUGUUUUCGAACGUGGUAGUGGCACUUGCUUGGGUGUUGUUGAGAUUGUGACAACUACUCAAAAAGCCAAUUAUCAACCCGAACUUGAAAAUGUCCGCCGAGCUCUUGAGGCUGUUGAUUUAAGGAGUUUUGAAAUCUUGAGUCCUCCCAAACUAAAGGAUUGCAACGAUUCUUACCAAACUGCACUAGCAGAGAUUCGAGACCUUUUGAAAGCUGUCUGUGACACCUAUGAAUUGCCUUUGGCCCAGACUUGGGCCCCAUGUGUCCAACAAGGUAGAGGUGGGUGCCGACAUUCUGAUGAGAACUACACUUUCUGUGUUUCCACCAUAGAUUCUGCUUGCUAUCUGCCAAAUCCUAAAGUAUUGGACUUCCACAAAGCCUGCUCUGAGCAUCACCUCCUUAGAGGUGAAGGUGUUGCUGGGGGAGCAUUCAUGACAAACCAGCUAUGUUUCGCCACUGACAUUACAGCUUUCAGCAAGACCGAGUAUCCUCUCUCUCAUCAUGCCAGAAUGUUUGGAUUGCAUGCAGCUGUGGCAAUACGAUUUCAAAGCAUCCACACAGGGUUGGAUGAUUUCGUCUUGGAGUUCUUCCUGCCACUUGAUUGCAAAGGUUCUGAAGAACAAAAGCAGAUACUGAACUCAUUAUCCUCUAUGAUACAACAGGUAUGUCAUAGCUUACGUGUUGUUACAGACCAGGAACCAGCAGAAGAAUCUGCAUUCCUAGUUGGAGAAACAGUCACACCUUCAGGUGGUAGACUAGAUGAAGAGACCAAUCCGAAGUUGGUAUCUUCUCCUUCACCCUUUCAAGAUGAGUCAUCCUUGAGUGCUGACAUAAGGGAAGCCCAGAGAAAAGGUAAGAGUGUUGCGAUCUCCAUGGAGUAUCAGAAAGAGGAGCCAGAAGGAGGGUUCAAGGUGACAAUCCAUAGGGAUAGCAAUGAAGCAGCGAUACACCAUGAGCCAGUAUUCUCAGAACAGAAGCAACUUCAGCAAGAUUCUGGCACCAAAAGAAGCACAAAGGGUGAUGGGGACAUUUCUUCUGUUGGCUGGCAUCGCUCUUCAGGUGCCAGAAAAACAGGCGAAAAAAGACAAACGAAGACAGAGAAGACCAUCAGCUUGGAAGUACUUCGGCAAUACUUUGCUGGGAGCCUCAACGAUGCUGCUAAGAGUAUUGGGGUGUGCCCCACUACUUUGAAGAGGAUAUGCAGGCAACAUGGCAUCAACCGAUGGCCUUCUCGAAAAAUCAAAAAGGUAGGCCACUCCUUGAGGAAACUCCAACGCGUAAUUGAUUCUGUCCAAGGCGCAGAGGGUGCUAUUCAACUCAGCUCCUUCUAUACAAGCUUCCCCGAACUAAGCUCUCCAAAUUUACCUGGGACAAGCCCCCUCUCCACCUCUAAGAUGAGGUUAAACACACAACCUGAGGGCAGCUUAGUGAGCCCUGGAAUCACGGCUUCAAAAUCACAUUCUUCUUCCGGCAGUCAUAGCUCCAGUUCCACUGGAACAAAGCAACCGUCUAUUGCCAUCAUUGCCUCAGGUACUGGAGAUGGUUUAUCAGCAGUACAGCCUGGUGGGGUGCUGAAGAGAGUAUGCAGCAAUCCAGAGUUGCACGACUUGUGUCACGAGGAAACAAAGUUUCCAAUAAGGUCUCAUAGCCAUAAUUUCUUUAGUGAGCAUCCUUGGCUUGAGGCUCCACCUCCUUUACCAAGAAGUAGCAGCCAGCUUUUCUGCAAAGCAAGCACUUUUAGAGUAAAAGCCACUUGGGGGGAAGUUAAGAUCCGGUUCAGCAUGCAACAAAAUUGUUGCUUUGGAGAGUUGCAGCGAGAAAUUGUGGGGCGAUUUAAUGUAGACGAUAUCAGCAAAAUCAAUCUAAAGUAUUUAGAUGAUGAGUCCGAGUGGGUUCUUUUAAUGUGCGACGCUGAUCUUGAGGAAUGUAUGGACAUACACAGAUCAUCUGGGAACCACACGAUUAAGCUUUCACUUCACCAAGCUUCCCAUACGACCCUAGGAAGUGCAUUAGGGUAGCAGUGGCCCAUCCUAACACUAUGAUCUGUUUCUGGUGGCUUAUGUUGGGAGAAUGGGAAAAAAUGCCCAUGUAAUUUUCUGUAAAGCACUGAAGCGCGGGGGCUUGUCUGUAAUGGAGGUGGAGGCCGCAGUUUGUCAAAUGGUCAGAUUUCUGGGAGUUUCUGUUAAUUGUAUCACAAGGAAUCUAUUUACGCUCAUGAUAACACCACCACCACCACCACUACUGCAACUUGAUACUAUAGUAUAUAUCAAUGAGUCUGGAAUGGGGCUUAUCAAAACAAACGGAUUUCCAAACCUACAGUGGAUUCAUGUAAAAACAUUCGAUAGUAUGAUUGGUGUUACUUGUAUGGGCA
This is a messenger RNA of Ilex paraguariensis (yerba mate), 3107 nucleotides long. NCBI's taxonomy places the organism in Eukaryota, Viridiplantae, Streptophyta, Magnoliopsida, Aquifoliales, Aquifoliaceae. The record is from the annotation of a GenBank genome assembly.